AAAAACAAAACAAAAAAACCGAAUUUCUCUGUCAUAAUCCUCAACAACAAACUGAACGAGUAAAAAAAAAAAAAAAACACACACACACACAAAACAAAAAAGUAAAUUCCCCAUUCUUGCAUCCUCGCGUUUCAAUCAGGAAAAUGGAUCUCAUCUCCAUCCUCGCACCCUCUUCUUCUACAAUCUGAACCACGACGAACGAUGCCCCCGAUUGAUUACAGACACCGUCUCCGUAUCCAUCAUCAGGUGAUCAUCGAUCGAUGUCGCACUCGCAGCAGCCGUGCGCGGCGUGCAAGCUGCAGAGGCGGAAAUGCACGCAGGAGUGCAUCUUCGCCCCGCACUUCCCGCCCGACCAGCCGCAGAAAUUCGCCAACAUCCACAAGGUGUUCGGCGCCAGCAACGUGGCCAAGCUGCUGAGCGAGCUCCCGGCCACGCACCGCGAGGAGGCCGUCAACUCCCUGGCCUACGAGGCCGACGCCCGGCUCAAGGACCCGGUCUACGGCUGCCUGGGCCAGAUCUCCAUCCUCCAGCACCGCCUGAAACAGCUCCACAUGGAUCUCGACGCCGCGAAGCAGGAGCUCGUCAAGUACAUGGGCCCUCAGGCCCAUCACUUCCCUGCUCUCAUCCCAAACACCACCACCAACAACAACUCUGCUUUCCAACAAAACAACAACAACAACAUGAUACACAUGGUGGGAAUUCCCGCGGCUCAUCAUCACCACCAGCAGCAGCAGCAGGAGAUGUUCAGGGCGUACGAGCAAAACCAACAACGUCAUCAUCAUCAUAUCAAUCAUGAUCAAGAAGUGAUUGGGUUCGGGAGUGGUGUGAUUAGUGAAGAUCAUCAUCAUCAUCAUCAUGUUGGGAAUAAUUCGAUUCACGAUGGGUUUGACAACGAGAUUAGCGGUGUUGGUGGGGAUGUCGAGCCGUGUUUGGCCCUUGGGAGCAUGGAUCAUCAUCAUCAAUCCCAAGUCGAGAUUCCUGCUCAGGAACAACUGUUCUUUCAACUGGAGCAGCAGGAACAGCCGGAUGCGAAUAAUAAUUAUCAUCAUCAGCAGCAGAGUCCGGGGAGUGAUGAAGGUAGGAGCUUAGGUCCUUCUCUCUGCUAA
This is a messenger RNA of Linum tenue, 1106 nucleotides long. The record is from the annotation of a GenBank genome assembly. Lineage: Eukaryota; Viridiplantae; Streptophyta; Magnoliopsida; Malpighiales; Linaceae.